Molecule: messenger RNA, 2187 nt
Organism: Papaver somniferum (opium poppy)
Lineage: Eukaryota; Viridiplantae; Streptophyta; Magnoliopsida; Ranunculales; Papaveraceae
Product: histone-lysine N-methyltransferase, H3 lysine-9 specific SUVH4-like
Exons: 4
Coding region: 1002-1634 (210 amino acids)
Source: RefSeq, a predicted model, not a curated record
CUUUAUCUCUUGCUCUCUCUCUUCACAGCUUCAGAUUUAUCCUAAAACUUUAUCUCUUUCUCUCUCUUUUCAAUCUAGCCUAGAUGCGCUCUAUCUUACAUCUUCUUCAUCUUUUCCACCAAAACCCUAACCCUGAUUCAUUGUAAUUUUUUUUCCACAAAACCCUAGUCGUUGUCCCACAAAUUGAACCGAUUCUUCCACAACUAUGAUUCGAUCUCUUGCAUUGCAUUUGUUUCUUCGAUCUGUAACAUUUUAUUCUUUCAUCAAUUUCUUCGAUCUGUUCAAGUCAACCAUUCUUCUAUUUCGUUUAUAACCAAAGAGGAAAUCAAACCUCCUUUCAUUUCAUCAUCAGUAGUAUAUUGAAGAAGAGUACAAAAGGAAUCACUGAUGAAGAUGUUUUGGUUUGAAGCAGUUCUUCCACUAGGAAUUAUCAAUGUUGGGUAAUUCUCAUUUUCACAUCUACAAAUGGCAAGGUCAGAAACACGAAAUAAAACCCCCUAAUUUUCUUAAAUUUUCUAAGAUGAGCAGGACUAGGUCAUAUUAUUUUUGCUUAAUACCUGAUUCAUUGACAAUAUUUGCAAAAUUUGAUGGAUUUUGUGAUUUCGUGGUUGGCAUAUUCAAAUUUUUUUUUCACUCUUGUUCUCAUAUCUUGUUCUUCUGUACAUAGUCAUCAUCAUCCCCAGAGAUCAGUCGGUGGAGCUAUUUACAGUGGUUAUAAAGAUGAAAUCCCUGUAUUAUCCUAAGUGUGUUGUUAUUUAGAUGCCAAUAUUAUUCUUACUUCAGGAUUUGAUGGUCUCAGCCUUCUAAGCAUUACGUUUUCUUGAUAAUGUUUUACAAGGGGAUGGGAAGCAAAAUGCUUCUGUGGUAGCAAAUCAAGAGCAGCACCAACCAUCUCUUGUGACAAUCCAUGUGCAAUCUCAUACACCCUGUUUUGCAUCUUGUCCUGUACCAGUUCUAUAUGGAUAGCAUGUUAGAAUUUUCCAUUUGGUAGUGGUUUAAAGAUGAAAUUUUCUAUUGUUAAUGAAUCAUCAUAUCUCUGUCAGGUGAGGGAAAGUACAAAAGUUAUAUUUUUCCGCUUGCAAUAUCGAUUGUUUUAUCUGGGAAGUAUGAAGAUAAUCUGGAUAACAGAGAUGUUGUAUUUUUAUAUUGGUCAGGGUGGCAAUUAUGUUAAGGUUAGAUGUCGAAAAAUCAAUGAUCAAGUGAUGUCGCCUGGAAACUUUGCGCUAAAGAUUCCCAUAUGCAGAACAAUUAUAACCAAGAUGUCUCUGCGAGACUCAUUCGUGGGCAUAUAUCAUAAGAUGGGAAACCUGGUAAAAGUUACACCUAUCACAGGUUGUACAAGGUCGAUAAAUGUAGAAGUUGAUCACUCACUAUAUUGCAACUUAGUAAUCCUUCAUUUGUGUCUCUUUUUUAUUUUACUUUAUUUGCAGGUGAUUAAGUACUGGGCAGACAGAGGCGCUUCCAAAUUUACUAUUUUUAAGUUUUGCCUUAAACAACUCCAAGGCCAGCCUCCAUUGACAACUAAACAGGUCCAGUAUUGUAAAGCACAUGUUCCUAACAGGAUUGCAGAAUUACAUGGGUUGGUGUGUCAAGUGGAGGACAAGAAGCCACUCUCAUUCCAGCCACCAAUUUAAUUGAUCCUCCUCUUGCACCCAAGGCAAGUUCAAAAUUUUGCAAUCAUAUUUCUUCAUCAUAUACAUUAUCAAGUAAAGUUCUCUUUUUGUAUAAAAAGAUAAUCAAAGUUUAGACAAAGUUGAUGAGUUGUUGGAAAUGCACGAAGGAUUCAAAUACUAAUGUGAAGCUCCCUAUAAUUAAGAGCCUCUGGAUGCAGAUGUGAAGGGACUUGCAGUAAUCCAAGAAUUUAGGAUUGUGCAAAAUAAAAUGGAGUUGAUUUUCCAUAUGUUAGCAGAGAACGGGGCAGGCAUGCACCGUCUGUAAUUUGGCGAUUGAAUGUGCCAUAUAAACCAUCAUCAUAUUAUAUGCAUUUUUUUGUGCUGCUUAGUUUCAUCUUAUGUUUAUUUAUUCUCUAAAAGUUAAUUGUAUAUGAAUGUGGUCCGCUGUGUGGUUGCUAUGAUGGUUGUGCAAACAAAUCAUCAGAGCGUGGGAUCAAGUACCGAUUAGAGGUUGCAUAUCUGUUUAUUUUGCUGAUAACAUUUGUAUCAACAAGAACCCAACUCUAAUGUAUGG